Messenger RNA from Drosophila ficusphila, 743 nucleotides. RefSeq lists its product as uncharacterized. Bases 77 to 730 code for a protein of 217 amino acids. The record is from RefSeq and is a predicted model, not a curated record. The transcript has a single exon. NCBI's taxonomy places the organism in Eukaryota, Metazoa, Arthropoda, Insecta, Diptera, Drosophilidae.
CUUCAUACAGCCGUAGCCAGGUCGUAGUUGAAUUUUCAGUGAAAGUUGUGUCAAGUGUUGCGAAGAGACUGUGAAAAUGAAGAUCGAUUUGAAUCAAAUGGCGCCGGUGCUUUUUGCAUUAUACACGAUAGAGACAUUGAUCAACAUGUUUCUGAUCCACUUCAAUCUAAAAGAUUUCGUUGUCAUCAACCUGAGGGAUUUUGAGGACAACCUGCCGCACAUCUUUUACGUAUGUGUUUAUUACAUAUUCACACUGCUAACGGCCUUUGCCAGCAUUAACUUGUGCACCGGAAAUCAAUUCUCGAUUAUCGAGGAAGUCGUGCGUCCGCUGUUCGGUUUUAUUACCUACACGGUCUGCUCUCUGUUGACACUGGGCAUGGCCGAAGCGGACACAAAUGUUCUGUAUAGAGGCAAACAGGCACAGGAUCUGUCCCUGCCGGAGAAGCCAUUGCAUCCGUACUUUGACCAUUUGCGCUAUCAGGCAAAGGGCGCCCUGGUGGCCAGUGUGGUUUACCUGCUGCACUUCUUCACCGCCCUGGAUGUCCUGCUGUCGAACGAGGAAUCGGAACAGGACAACGAACAGAAGGACGCCGAACACGAUGACGAUAUUGUCGAGGAGGAGGACUACGUCCCAGUGCGUCUCUAUAUCUUCGGGAGAGUCGUGCACACCUGGCUGGAGCAGUUUGAGUGGUUCCAGAACUUCACUAGAAGUGGAAAGAGAUCAAUCUGAAUUAAUAUCUUAU